Molecule: messenger RNA, 988 nt
Organism: Podospora bellae-mahoneyi
Lineage: Eukaryota; Fungi; Ascomycota; Sordariomycetes; Sordariales; Podosporaceae
Product: pig-Q
Exons: 6
Coding region: 326-988 (220 amino acids)
Biological process (GO): phospholipid translocation
Cellular component (GO): nucleus; cytosol; mitochondrial intermembrane space
Molecular function (GO): phosphatidic acid transfer activity
Source: RefSeq, a predicted model, not a curated record
GUUUAAGAGUGAUGAGAUGUCAAGAAAGAUUUGAAGUUCCAACUUGCAAAGCCGAAGUUUUAUUUGGGAGAAAAUCAGAGUCGCUACCUAAGCUUCCUUCCAUUCGAUAGCAACUUGGCCCAAGCUUUUCCUCUGUUGGGAGUUCUUCUGGAGUCACGAGUUCACCUAUAUCGAGACUGCCGGCUGGCUGCCGAAACACGCGGCAUCGUUUCCUGGAUUUGCCAUCGCAGUGCAAUACAUCCAGGCGCAACACGGCUCUGUCAUUUCAAAAAUCCCCUAGCAUUGCUUCAUUGUUCUUUCUACCGAGGCCUGGGGCCUAUUCAAAAUGUCUCAAUCACUUGCCCCAGAAUGCAACGAGCUGAAAGAACGCUACGACACCUGCUUCUUGAAAUGGUACAGCGAAAAGUACCUGAGGGGGACCAGUACCUCGGACAAUAACGAAUGCGCCACCAUGUUUAAGGAGUACAACCGCGCACUCAAGGAACGGGGGAUAGACAAGUUGCUGGACGAGGCCCGCGAAGACUUUAAAGAGAAUGAUGCAACGCUGCUGGGGAAGAAGAAGUCCCACGACAAACUCCCCAAGGCAUGCUCCGCCGGUAGCACACCACCACCACUACGCGAUUCUAUGCACCCCUUUUCCGUCUUGACACUCGGCAUCUUCGUAGCUGGCUACAUCACCGCCCGAUGGGACCUGGUCACUCGCCUCUAUGAGCUUGCUAUCUUUGCUUGGGAUUACGGAGUGGUUGUAAUGCUCGCCCACCCCCUCUUCCCCCCUCGUCUCCGCUUAAGCCACCCCGCCUCGUUGUCUAACCUGCGCACGUCUGCACAGUCUCGAGCCGCCAAAGGCUUUGCCGCGCUUUCACUUGUGUUCCUGCUCAUCUUUAUACCCGUGGAACGUCUCGCAGCCCGGGAGUCGACUCUCCACCCGCGAGCACCCGGAUCCGGCGUAUCGGCCAGAGAGCAGUUGAGAAGACGGGGAUCUUUCUAG